Messenger RNA from Xenopus laevis (African clawed frog), 2540 nucleotides. It is a transcript of the gene erfl.S, whose product is annotated as ETS repressor factor like S homeolog. Bases 298 to 1812 code for a protein of 504 amino acids. The record is from RefSeq and is a predicted model, not a curated record. Gene Ontology annotation, biological process: regulation of DNA-templated transcription; regulation of transcription by RNA polymerase II; DNA-templated transcription. Gene Ontology annotation, cellular component: nucleus. Gene Ontology annotation, molecular function: DNA binding; sequence-specific DNA binding; DNA-binding transcription factor activity. Lineage: Eukaryota; Metazoa; Chordata; Amphibia; Anura; Pipidae. The transcript is spliced from 5 exons.
UUUCCCAUUCCACCUGCCUGUCACUACCUCUUCCCACACUUCUUUCCAUCUCUCAUUUGCCUGAUCUCUUUCUCUCAUUCCUCAUUUUCUCUUUCCUUAACAACUUCCUUCCUAUUUGCUGCCCCUCCUUUCCCCCCCCCCACACCUGACACCUCACCUGCUGUUUCUCCUGUGAUCUACUUUUUCCCUCUCCUCUUCCUCUUCUCUAUUCUCUUCCACUCUUCAAUUCUCUCCCGUCCACACACGAUUCCUUCUACUUACCCUUCUCACUUCUCCUCCUGUACAUUCUGCACCCCAAUGGUAUUUUCCUUUCGAUCAUUUCUCUUUCUUUGUAAACUCUCUUCCAUUCGAUUUUUCCUUCCCUCUGUCCCAUCUUUCUCCUUAUCUGUUUGCUAUUUGCUCGGCCUCUUCCACUUCUCUCUUGUUCAAACCUGCUUUUGUCACCCUCCUCCUUUACUUGUUCACUUUCCUUCUUCCAUCCCCUGCCUGUUAUUGCCCACUGUUCUCUUUCCUGUUGUUCUUCUGCUGCUGCUCUCUCCCACCUGCUCUCUACCUCUUCUGCUCUCUCCCACCUGCUCUCUACCUCUUCUGCUCUCUACCACCUGCUCUCUACCUCUUUGCUCUGCCCCAACCUGCUCUCUCUUCUGCCACCCACCCCUCUCUGCAGACCCGAGCAUGGACUGUAGCUGUGUGUCUGACAUCCUCUUGACUCCCUCUGUGCCGGCUCUCUGGACUCCAGGGUUUGCCUUUCCCGACUGGGCCUAUAAACCAGAGUCAAGCCCGGGCUCCAGACAGAUUCAGCUGUGGCAUUUCAUUCUAGAACUGCUUCAGAAAGAAGAAUAUCACGACUUCAUUGCCUGGCAGGGAGACUAUGGAGAGUUUGUCAUCAAAGAUCCUGAUGAGGUGGCUCGUCUGUGGGGAAUGCGAAAAUGCAAACCUCACAUGAACUACGACAAGCUGAGCCGGGCACUCAGGUACUAUUAUAACAAGAGGAUUCUGCACAAGACUAAAGGCAAACGAUUCACCUACAAGUUUAACUUCAGUAAAGUCGUGCUGGUGAAUUACCCGCUAUUAGAUAUGGCCAACUCCUCCCUUCUGUUAGGGCAGAACCCAUUCCCCGGGGCCCACCCGCACGAUUCCUUUUCUCCAGAGGCUUUGCAGUCUCUUUUCUCCUCUACAAGUCGGGCUCCGCUCCUAGAUCGCCCUAUCACUGCCCCAGACACGGAGAAAUUACGCUUGGAAUCGACCUUCCCAUUCCUGAGCUCGGGUUCUGGCUAUACCAAGCCCCCGGCGUUGCUGCCACCCUACAACAGAAAUUCUCCUUUUCCCGACUACUCAUGGGGGUUUAACCCCUACCUCUCAAGCAGCUUUCCCCUCAGUGGCUCAAAGUUGCCCACCUCCCUGUAUCCACCACAGUUCUACCCCACCGCACUUUCCCAACUGCCCCCACCUCUGUCUCUCCUGCAUGGGGAGCCUAUGGACAGAUCUAAUGGCUUACUCCAAGGGAUACCCCAGAGGCUCUGCACUAGCCUUAACCCACACCAUGUAGCCCCCCGAGGAGGGGCAGAUCUAAGCAACAUUGUGGCAUCAGCAAGGAGGGAGAGGGCAGAGCAGCCAAAGGGAAAGCAGGAGCCCGAAUCUGAUUCAGACCUUGAAAUUACGGACGUGAGCGACUGCAGCUCAGAGGCAGAAGGGUGUGUUUAUAGCCCCCCAUGCCCGGUACCCCCCAUGGGCACAGGCAAAGCAAGAGAUGAACGACCCAAAGCAGAGGCCAAACUAUCUCCGGAAAAAGUCACCACUCCCACCAGCUAAAAGUGUCGUCACACACAAACUAUAAAUAGAUGUAUAAAUAUAUAUAUUAUAUAUAUAGUUCUAUGGAUAUAUAUGGGGUUAACCAUGCGUUUCAUUAACUUGUUCAUCCCUGCAGCCAAUUGUGGGAACAUAUGGAGUUGCCCUACCGCUGACAUGGCGCAAUGUACACAGAAAAUUCACAAGCCCUUAUCGUUUCUUUCCUUUAUGUAUUUUACUGAGAAAAUAAUGUUUUGCCUUUUAUAUCCUAAAUAUGUCUGAAGUGCCAAAGCGCCACCUUGUGGGGGUGAAACAGAAGGCAGAGUGUUUGCCAGCUCAGAUAUCUAAGCAGCUCGUGUGUGUGUGUGUGUGUGUAUUAUUUUUAUCAAGUAUGGAAAAUGUUUGUUCCUCCAGAUUUUGCAAUAAUACAACAAGCUGCAUCCUGCAGACACAUCACUACAAUAUAUAAUGUGCGUUUCCUUUGGCAUUUAACAUUGGUGCUUAGGGGCCAAUGAAUGGACUCUAAACAUGGCUAUACACUGGAGGUUGCCACAAAGCGGAUAUUUGCCCAUGUGUCCCCAUAGUUGGUGCUCUAUACUGGGCUAAUAUGAUCUUAUGGCUCCCAGGCCUUCUAUUGGAUUAUAAGGGGGUCUCUUGCUGGCCUGUUGAGAAAGAGAACCACACAGUGUUGGACUGGCCCACCGGGAUACCAGGAAAACCCCGCUGAGCCCUCAUGCUGCUAAACUUUUGGC